Columba livia (rock pigeon) is the source of this 5578-nucleotide messenger RNA. It is a transcript of the gene AP3D1, whose product is annotated as adaptor related protein complex 3 subunit delta 1. Lineage: Eukaryota; Metazoa; Chordata; Aves; Columbiformes; Columbidae. Bases 242 to 3913 code for a protein of 1223 amino acids. The record is from RefSeq and is a predicted model, not a curated record. Gene Ontology annotation, cellular component: AP-3 adaptor complex; endosome membrane; terminal bouton. The transcript is spliced from 33 exons. Gene Ontology annotation, biological process: Golgi to vacuole transport; synaptic vesicle budding from endosome; synaptic vesicle membrane organization.
CAGCUGACCGGCCGCCAUUUUGUCGGCGCUGGGAGCCGAGCGGAGCUGUGGCCGCCGGGGCCGCCCCUGCCCGCCCUGCGCCGCGCCGGGGGACAGCGGCCGCGCCCCCGCCUCGCUGCUCGGGAUGUGAGCGGCCCGGGCCCGCUGGUUUCACCCGCCUCUAGCGGUAGCAGCAGCAGCGGCCGCUCCCCGGCCGGGCUGAGCCCCGAGCGCAGGCCCCGCGGCCCGGCCCGGCCCCGCCAUGGCGCUGAAGAUGGUGAAGGGCAGCAUCGACCGCAUGUUUGACAAGAACCUGCAGGACCUGGUGCGCGGGAUCCGCAACCACAAGGAGGACGAGGCAAAAUACAUCUCACAGUGCAUCGAUGAGAUCAAGCAGGAGCUGAAGCAGGACAACAUUGCCGUGAAGGCCAACGCAGUCUGCAAACUCACCUAUUUACAGAUGCUGGGCUACGACAUCAGCUGGGCUGCUUUCAACAUCAUCGAGGUCAUGAGCGCGUCCAAGUUUACAUUCAAAAGAAUCGGUUACCUAGCUGCCUCCCAGUGCUUUCAUGAAGGGACUGAUGUAAUUAUGUUGACUACUAAUCAGAUCCGAAAGGACCUGAGUAGCCCUAACCAGUAUGAUACUGGAGUUGCACUGACUGGCUUGUCCUGUUUUGUUACUCCAGAUCUUGCCAGGGACUUGGCAAAUGACAUCAUGACACUGAUGUCUCACACAAAGCCUUACAUCAGGAAGAAGGCCGUGUUAAUCAUGUACAAAGUUUUUCUGAAAUACCCGGAGUCCCUCCGUCCCGCAUUUCCUCGCCUUAAAGAGAAACUUGAAGAUCCAGAUCCCGGUGUGCAGUCUGCUGCAGUGAACGUGAUCUGUGAGCUGGCCCGACGCAAUCCCAAGAACUACCUUUCCCUGGCUCCGCUCUUCUUCAAGUUGAUGACGUCGUCAACCAAUAAUUGGGUUCUCAUUAAAAUUAUAAAACUGUUUGGUGCUCUUACUCCAUUAGAACCAAGGCUGGGGAAGAAACUGAUUGAGCCUCUGACCAACCUCAUCCAUAGCACCUCAGCCAUGUCUCUCUUAUACGAAUGUGUGAACACGGUAAUAGCAGUGUUGAUCUCCCUGUCGUCUGGGAUGCCGAACCACAGCGCGAGCAUCCAGCUUUGUGUUCAGAAGUUAAGGAUAUUGAUAGAAGAUUCCGACCAGAACUUGAAAUACCUGGGACUGUUGGCUAUGUCCAAAAUCCUGAAAACGCAUCCCAAAUCAGUCCAGUCUCACAAGGAUCUCAUUCUCCAGUGUCUGGAUGACAAAGAUGAGUCAAUCCGACUCAGAGCUUUGGAUCUCCUGUACGGCAUGGUAUCGAAGAAGAACUUGAUGGAGAUAGUGAAGAAGCUGAUGAUUCACGUGGAUAAAGCAGAAGGGACGACGUACCGGGAUGAGCUGCUGACCAAAAUCAUAGACAUCUGCAGUCAGUCCAACUAUCAAUAUAUCACAAACUUCGAAUGGUACAUAAGCAUCCUGGUGGAGCUGACCCGGCUGGAGGGCACGCGGCACGGGCACCUCAUAGCGGCGCAGAUGUUGGACGUAGCCAUCAGAGUUAAAGCGAUUCGCAGAUUUGCGGUUUCCCAGAUGGCCAUGCUCCUGGACAACGCUCAUCUCAUCGCCAGCAACACGCAGCGGAACGGCAUCUGCGAGGUGCUGUACGCCGCCGCCUGGAUCUGUGGGGAGUUCUCCGAACACCUCGAGGAGGCGAACCAAACUUUAGAAGCAAUGUUGAGGCCUAAAGUUACGACUCUACCCGGCCACAUCCAGGCGGUUUACGUCCAGAACAUGGUGAAGCUCUACGCCUCCAUCCUCCAGCAGAAGGAGCAGGCUGGGGAGAAGGAAGCAGCUCAGGAAAUUACACAGCUGAUGAUUGAGCGUUUGCCGCAGUUUGUACAGAGUGCAGAUCUAGAGGUUCAGGAGAGGGCAUCUUGCAUCUUGCAACUAAUAAAAUAUAUUCAAAAGCUACAAGUAAAGGAAGUACCUGUGGCUGAGGAAGUCAUCGCCCUGUUUGCCGGCGAGCUGAACCCCGUGGCUCCCAAAGCACAGAAGAAAGUCCCGGUUCCAGAGGGUUUGGACCUCGAUGCCUGGAUCAAUGAACCUCCGUCAGACAGCGAGUCUGAAGAGGAAAAGCCCAAAACGAUAUUUCAUGAUGAGGAACAGAGGCAUUCCAGACACAGACAGCCAGAAAUAGACGAAGAGGAACUGGCCAGACGUCGAGAAGCCCGGAAACAAGAACAGGCGAACAACCCGUUUUACAUUAAAAGCUCUCCCUCCCCGCAGAAGCGAUACCAAGACACUCCAGGUGUGGAACAUAUACCUGUGGUCCAGAUCGACCUUUCUGUCCCCCUAAAAGUUCCAGGAAUGCCCAUGUCUGACCAGUACGUGAAACUGGAAGAGGAGCGAAGACACAAACAGAAACUGGAGAAAGACAAGAAAAAGAAAAAGCAGAAAAAGGAGAAGAGGGGUAAACAUCAUCGGCACAACUCCCUGCACACGGAGAGCGAGGAGGACAUUGCUCCAGCUCACCACGUCGAUAUCAUAACGGAAGAGAUGCCAGAGAACGCUUUGCCCAGUGAUGAGGAUGACAAAGAUCCAAAUGAUCCAUAUAAGGCCCUUGAUAUAGAUCUGGAUAAUCUGGUGUCGGGAAAGCCUUCCAGACCCUUGGCAGACAGCGAGAAGCUGCCGGUGCAGAGGCACAGGAACGUGGAGACCCCGAAGUCACCGGACGCAGAAGCUCCCCUGGAAGAGAAGAAGAGCAAGAAACCCAAGAAGAAAGAAAAGAAACACAAAGAAAAAGAGAGAGACAAAGGAAAGAAGAAGGAGAAAGAGAAAAAGAUGGUAGAGGAGGAAGAAGAGAAAAAGGGGGAAGACCUGGAUUUCUGGCUGUCCGCCGCGGCGCCGGCUGUCCCCAGCGCCCAGCCGCAGAGCGAGCCUGAUGUGGGUGCUGCUGUUGUGGCUGAACCUCCAGAGGUCAAAAAGGAAGAAAGGGAAGAGCAAGACGAGGAGGAGGAUGAAGGGAAGAAAUCCUCCAAGCAUAAGAAGAAAAAGCACAAGAAAGAGAAAGAGGAGAAAUCGAAGGAUAAAAAGAAAUCCAAAAAGAAGAGUCAUCACGGCGAGGAGGAGCCAGCGGAGUCGGUGCAGAACGGAACACUAGACGAUGAGCCACUACCACCUAUGUCCAGUUACCGCCUUCUUGCUGAAAAUCCAUACAUUAAAAUGACCUAUGACAUUCAAGGAAACCUCCAGCACGAUAGUCAGGUUACCGUCUCUGUUAUCUUCGAGAACAAAAGCACUAGCUUCCUAAAGAGCAUGGAACUAAACGUCCUGGACUCUCUCAACACUAAAAUGCUCCGACCAGAAGGAUCAUCAGUACACGACGGGAUCCCCGUGCCCUUCCAGCUCCCCCCCGGAAUCUCCAAUGAAGCCCAGUUUGUGUUUACACUUCAGAGUAUUGUCAUGGCUCAGAAGUUGAAAGGAACGCUGUCCUUUAUAGUCAAAAAUGAUGAAGGUUCAACCCAUGAAAAAGUAGAUUUCAAAUUGCACUUCAGUUGCGCUUCAUACUUGAUCACGACGCCUUGCUAUAGUGAUGCUUUUGCCAAGCUGCUCGAGUCUGGGGAUCUGCACAUGAGCUCUAUUAAGGUAGAUGGAAUCAGCAUUUCUUUCCAACAUCUACUGGCAAAGAUCUGUUUUCAUCAUCAUUUUUCAGUUGUGGAACGCGUUGAUUCGUGCGCAUCCAUGUACAGUCGUUCUAUCCAAGGCCAUCACGUCUGCCUACUGGUAAAAAAGGGAGAGAACUCUGUAUCCAUAGAUGGGAAAUGCAGCGAUUCCACCCUGCUUAGCAACUUGUUGGAUGAGAUGAAAGAGACAUUGUCCAAGUGCUGAAUAUCCCUUAGAAAAUACUCCAAGGACAAGAAACACACCUAACGUGUAAAGACGAGCAGACCCAAGUGUUAAGUUUCUCCCUCGUACGCAUGUACUAUCCUGGGGCACGUGCUUUUCAGUUAACUCCACCACCGUUUGCAGUUUAGACAUUUUAAGGCUGUAUGUUACCUUUUUAUUUCCAAACUUUUUACAAACUGUGGUGUUAACCCUUUCUAGCCCAAAGAGAUCCUGGUGGCGUGAGUGCAGGCGGGCGGGAGCGGCGGCUGACCCCGUGGGCCUUGCCGCCCGCGUGGGCUGGUGGGCGAAGCAGAGGUUCAUCAGCAGUAGCAGAGUGGGUUGCUCGUGUUGUUGCCAGGACGGUUGGCGUGGUCCAUAGCCGUGAACGUGUCUUGGGGGCUGCUGUCGUUGAUGUAUAUUUUUAGCAGAGGCUGGUGCUGGACCUGAAGGCCUCUUUAUUUUUCUUUUUUUUUUAUAUAUGAUUUAUUAUUAUUAUUGUUGUUAUUAUCUCAGAUCUAUUGUGAUCAGCAUAUAAACAUCCUCCACCUCCUUGAGCUAAUCCAGAUGAGCCCUGUGAGAACUGGGAGAUUCGAGUUUGUGUUUAUAGCAGUUGCCUUGAGCCUUAACCUCCUGUUAGCGACGGCCGCGAGAGUAGAGAGCGAAGGAAACGCGGGCGGAAGGUGUUACUGUUGGGUUCUCUGCUCCUGUUUCCACCCCUGCAAAUGGAGCCUGUCACUCCUCUCCCCUUGGAGCAGCCUCUGCUCGUGUAUUUUAUGAGUCCACUUCUAUUUCACAUUCCUGAGAAGUCAGUGUAGCAAGAAACUGGAAAUCCAAAGGGGUCUGUUCCUGCUUUUGUAUCAUUUUGCUCACCAGCGGAGGUUGACCACGGCCAGGUUGGAGAAACGCAUGCACGCAACCCCUGUGCUCUGCGCGGUUUGCAGGUGCUGUGCGGUCACGGACGUUCCGGUGUCCCCGCAGGUUUGGUGGUGCCGGUGGAACGUGGGGGUCCCUCCUGCGCGUGGGCGCGGCGGGCAGGGGGAACGCGGGGGGGCUCUGCGGAGCCAAACCCGUUCUGCGCUGCUGCGAUCCUGCUGGAAGGGGCCGUCACCGCGUCCUUUGGAGAUGCUGAACUCGCGUCCUUCUCCAAAGUCUCUUGCUUUUCAUGUGUUGUUUUUCCACCCCAGUUCUGGCGCGCGGUUCCGCAGCCGGCGAACCCAGAGCCCGCCUCAGCGCUCUUCUGGCCGCCGUCCCCGCGGGGCUGCGGCGCGUCCCUCUGCGUCCCCCCCCCGCGGUACAGAGCCCCGCGGCCGGCUCCGUGCCGCAGCCGCUCCUGCGCUGCCCAGGCUUUGGCGGCGGUCAGCCUCCCCUGGCUCCCGGUUUGUGUGUUAGAAACUGAACAUAUUAAAUUGUCUGAAAGGAUAAUGUUCCUCGAUUAGUGCUUUUUUUAAAGUCAUGGAUGAAAACUGUCACUUUAGCAUGUAGAGUCUUCUCUUACGGAAUCCUGUGCAGUGAUUCUAGAAUUUUGAAACUGUAUGAUGUGUUACAUUCACAAAUUUAUUUGCUAUCAACAUUCCCUUAAAAAAAACAACAAAAAAAACACCAACAUCCCACAAGCUGCUGUAAUGAUUUUGUGUCAAGAUGAUCCAAUAAACUUUCAAAACAAACUCA